Paramecium pentaurelia is the source of this 3317-nucleotide messenger RNA. The record is from the annotation of a GenBank genome assembly. NCBI's taxonomy places the organism in Eukaryota, Ciliophora, Oligohymenophorea, Peniculida, Parameciidae.
UAAUGAGAUAAUUUAUAUCAAAAAAUCCAGCAACAAAAUAGGUAUUAGGAGAAUUUAAGUUUCUAAGUGAUCAAGAAUUAAAUCACAUAAUACAAUAAUCAAAAGAAGGAUUUUAAAUCAACAAGAAUAGUUCAUUUUAAAUAAAAUCAGAGAAAUUAUUGAAGUUGGCAGAUUUAUUAGGUUAGAAUUAAGAAAAAUAUUCCAAAUUGAUAUCUUAUGAAAUAGGGAAACCAAUAUAAUAAUCAAUGGCUGAAGUAAAGAAAUCAUAAAAUUAUUGUAAAUACUAUGCUGAAAAUAUAAAUAAAUAUUUAUAGCCUUAAAGAGUUAAAACAGAGGCAAAGAAUAGUUAUGUACAAUAUUCACCAAUAGGUACAAUCUAUUCAAUAUCUCCAUUUAAUUUUCCAUUUUGGUUAUGUAAUAAAAAGUGUUAAAUUUAGGUUUUAAGCCAAUUAUACCUAUGCUAGUAAUUGGUAAUGCAGUAAUUCAUAGACCAUCUGAUUCUACUGGUCUCUGUGGUUUAGCUCUUUAGGAGCUGUUUACAUCUGCAGGAUUUGAUGGAAAUGUAUUUUAGAAUGCAUUUACAACUCCUUAAUAAUUAGAAUAAGUGAUGGCACAUCCUUAAAUAUAAGGUGUAUCAUUUACUGGUUCUACAGCUGCAGGUUCAAUAAUAGGAGCUACUGCUGGUAAAUAUUUAAAGAGAAGUGUUUUGGAAUUGGGAGGAUCUGAUCCAUUUUGUGUAUUAUAAAAUGCAAAUGUUGAUUUGGCAGUUCAAUUAGCUCUUAAAUCAAGAGUAGCUAAUUGUGGAUAAGUAUGUUUUUCAGCAAAAAGAUUCAUAAUUCAUUUUCAAUAUUAUGAUAUAUUUAAAGAAAAAUUAGUGAAUGCUUUGGAGAAAUUGAAAAUUGGUGAUCCUUUACAAGAAAAUACAGAUUUAGGUCCUAUGGCUAGAGAAGAUUUAAUUAUAAAUAUUUAAAAUUAGAUAAAGAAGGGAGUGGAUGGAGGUGCAAAAAUAGUUUAUGGAGGUAAUAGAUUAAAGGAUAAUGAGAAUUUUAUGAUGCCAACAGUAAUUGAAAUAGAUGAAUAGAAUGUAUUGGCAAAAGAAGAAACAUUUGGUCCAUUAUUUAGUUUAAUAAAAGCUAAUAGUAAUGAUGAAAUCUUAAGGAUUGCAAAUAAUACAUCUUAUGGAUUAGGUGCAGUAGUUAUUAGUAAUGAUAAGAAAGAGAUUGAAUAAUUUGUUAAUCAUCUAGAAGCAGGAAUGGUAUUUGUAAAUGAAAUAGUCAAAUCAGAUUAAAGAUUACCAUCUGGAGGAAUUAAAGGAUCUGGAUAUGGAAGAGAAUGUGGUGAAUGGGGAAUUUAGAACUUUGCUAAUAUUAAGACAGUUUGGAUUGAAUGAAAAUUAUUCACAUUUAUAUAAAUAAGAAAUUAAAAUGAAAAAUAAAAGAUCAUUAAUAUAAGAAUAAUAACCAGAUCAUGAUACAAUUAGAAGACAGAAUGAAAUUACACUAUAACCUACAAUUCAAGUUUAUAAGAUGUAUACUUAAUUACAUACAGCAGCUUAAGCUGAAUAAGUGGCUGAUUCUCUUUCUACAAUAGAAUUUAUGUAAAAACAAUGUGAUAAGAAUAUGAAAGUUAGAGAGUUUGCUAUGUAUGCUGCUUAGUUUUUUAAAUAUGAAAACUACAAUUUUGGUUAAGCAAUAAUGAAUUAAGGAGAAUAUGGAGAUAGAUUUUAUAUUCUGUUACAUGGUGAGGUUGGUGUUUAUAUUAAAAGAUCAGUUGAAGAUAUCGAACAAGAAUUAGAUUUCAUUACUCAAUAAAGUAGUGAAACAAAUAUAGGUGGUAAUCUAUUAAAGAAAAAGAAAACUAUUCAACUUCCUUAAUUUAAUAGAUUUGAUUUGGCUCUUAGAAUGUUAAAAGAGAAUCCAAUAUAUUUUAAUAGUGAUAUCCCAUUAUUUAAGAAAGUAUGGUAAUAUUAUUCUGGUUAAUGUUUUGGUGAUUAAGCAUUAAUACAUGAUCAACCUAGAUCUGCUAGUGUUAUUGUGGUAUCUGAAGAAGCACAUUUAAUUUCUAUGAAUAAACAUGAUUAUAAAUUAGUUUGUGAUAAAUAGAUUUAAGAAUAAAAUGUUAAAAUUGAAUACUUUAUGAAAUUAUUUAAUGGAGCUUCUAAAUUUACUGUUUCUAAAUUUAUAUAAAAUUUAAGAACAAUUAAUUUUGCAUCUUAAACUAUUUUAUGGAAAGAAGGUGAAGAACCUAAAUUUUAUUUUCUAAUUCAAAAAGGAAGAGUUGAACUAUUUAGACAUAUUUAAGAAGAUACAAAUACAUAAUCAAAUACAAAAAAAAAAAAAAAAAUUGUUUUAAGUUAAUUGUCAGACAAUGCUUUUGUUGGUUAAGAAGAAAUAAUUGAUUCUUUGCCAUAAAGAUUAUAUUCAUGUCAAGUAUUAGAUAACACUAUUGCAUAUUAUAUGGAAGCAACAGAAUUCAAUAAUUUAAAAAAAAACUUUCCAGAUAUUGUUAAAUUAUUAAAAGAUAAAAGUAAUCUAAUUUAAGAAUAUAUGUCUAAUAGAUAAGCCAAAAUUAUUUCUAUCUUAUAAUAACAUGACAAAGCAUAAAAUUCAUAAUCUUAACAAUUAUAAAUUACAGAAAGAAAAACUAUUCAAGAAAUCUUCAAAAAUCCAGAUGAAAGACCAGAUAAAAAUGAUAUUAGAUCUUAAAAACCAAGAGUCUUAUUAUAAUCAGAAAUUGCUCAUUAAAAUAUGAUUUAUCAUCUUAAAAAAUUGCCUAAUGAUCCAAAAACUAAAUUUUUAAUGCUUGAUAAAGAAAUGAUUGAUCAAAUCAGAGAUAGAGUUUCUAGAAAAAUAUAAACUAAUGCUGAAAAGAAAAUAAGAAUCAAAACUACAUCACUUGAUGAUAAUCAAAUUUUAAUUAAUAGAGUUCAAAGUGCAGCCAGUACUAAAUCUAAGAAAUUAAAAAGAUUUGAUAAUCUUGAAACUGUACUUUAAAUUACUUCUUCAGAACCAAACAUAAUAUCACCAAAUUUUGCUACAUCUUCAACUACAUCAAUACCUAUUGUUUAAAGAGCAUGGAAUCCUUUAAGUAAAUAAUUAAAAGCUAGAAUGCGCAAAACUAUGAGUUGUAUGUUCAGUCGAAACACUAUACCUACAAGACAAACUGAAUCUGAUGAAAUUUUUUCUUAAUUUACUUAACCUGUUAGAAUUCAUACUGGAAAAUCUCAUAGUCGAAAAAUGUAUCAAUUUAAAUCAAUAUUUAGAACUUCCUCUAUUGGUUCGCGCAAAAAAAGUGCCUAAUAUCACAGUUUUAUUUGA